AGGGGGCUCACGUCGGGAUCAGCCAGGCCAAGGGGCAGGACUGAGGCUCCUUCGAAAGCCUCCCUGCCCGCCCCCACUGGGUGCCCGCCUCCCACCCCCAGCCCCACCAGACCUGACCCUGUGGCUCCCAAUGCCCAGGGGCUCCGGAGUGGGCCCUGCCGAGGCAGGGGAGCUGACGGGCCCUGAGAUCGGGUGGAUGUUGCAGGCGUGCAAGAUGGAAGGGUUCCCCCUCGUCUCCCCUGUGGGGACUGAAAACAAGGGGGUACCUGAAGGCAGAGUGAACUUAACUGUGUGUGAAGGGGGAGGACAGCCAUCAGAAGACAUGGUGCCCUAUGACACAGAUCUAUAUCGACAAACUCACGAAUAUUAUCCAUACAUCAGCAGUGAUGGAGAGAGCCAUAGUGACCAUUACUGGGACUUCCACCCCCACCACAUGCACAAUGAAUUUGAAAGCUUUGCUGAGAAUCACUUCACGGAGCUCCAGAGUGUCCAACCCCCCCAGCUGCAGCAGCUUUACCGUCACAUGGAGCUGGAGCAAAUGCACGUCUUAGACACCCCCGUGCCCACCGCCCCCGGCGGCCUCGGCCACCAGGUCCCCUCACUGGCCCCUCUGCAUUCCUCCCAGGUCCCAUACCUGCCCUGCAUGUGUCUUCAGUACACCUCCCCCACACAGCCCAGCUCCGAUGAGGAAGAAGGUGAGCGGCAGAGCCCCCCGCUGGAAGUGUCUGAUGGGGAGACGGAGGUCCUGGAGCCUGGCCCAGGAAUCCUGCACGGAGAGACAGGCAGCAAAAAGAAAAUCCGUCUCUACCAGUUUCUUCUGGACCUUCUCCGCAAUGGGGACAUGAAGGACAGCAUCUGGUGGGUAGACAAGGACAAAGGCACUUUCCAGUUCUCCUCCAAGCACAAGGAGGCCCUGGCCCAUCGCUGGGGCAUCCAGAAGGGCAACCGUAAAAAGAUGACCUACCAGAAAAUGGCCCGAGCCCUUCGGAACUACGGCAAGACGGGCGAGGUCAAGAAGGUGAAGAAGAAGCUGACCUACCAGUUCAGCGGCGAGGUGCUGGGGCGGGUGACCCUGGUUGAUCGGAGGCACCAGCCCCACUGAGUGCCUGCCAGCCUGCCCACACCCCCGAUGCUGGGCCUUGGCACAACCCCACAUCCCUGCUCCCUGCCUCCAUGGGAGGGGAAGGGGAGGCCCAGCCUGAGGGGCGGGCUGCCCAGUGGUCACAGCGCUGCCCCCAAGGGUGGUUCUGGUGCCUGGGUGGGAGGCCAGACCCCAGACCUUCCCGCUGCAUUAGCUUCCCCGCUCCCUGUAGCAUUAACCCCACGAGGAGGCCUCCUGGACAGAUAGGAUAAAGGCCUUAGUGGGUGACAGACCUUGGAGAUGUCUGUUUCCCUGUCCUUCCCCAUCAUCCUAAUUCCCACAACCCCUCCCUCUUCUGAGAUCUCCAACCUCUUUCCUGCCUGUCUUUUUCUGUGGCCCCCCAGGACUCUCACUCAGGGGGAGGCUCACCCCUGGAGUCGACCUCGGACCGCAGGGGCAUGCACACCACGUCUGCUUCGCUUCAUGCAAUUGGGUGUGUUUCUCAGGAGUUGCCUGAAAAGCAAGUUUCUGUAAAUUGAGUCCUCUGUCAAAUGUCCCUUGAGGACCUCAUUAAUUAAAGGGAUCCUCCAGUGAAUCCUUCCUUGCAAAGCAGAAGAUCGUCUUGUGAGAUGAACUAGUGUAUUGUAGUUUAUCAUUCUGAGGUGACUCUGGAUUUCCAAUACCAGCUAAUUUAUAUGGAAGUCAUAUAUUUAUCAACCUCCAUCUGGAAGCUAACCAAAGACAAGGAAAUACGUAAUAAAAGUCUUAGAGCAAGCCAAAUCGGUGCACUAAAGUUCUUGCACUUUAAUAGAAGAACCCCUCUGACCCUGAUUCAGAGCCUAUUGACUCUUACCUUAGGCACAAUUCUAAUGUGCUUAAUCAUCCUGCUUCCUUCCCAGCCUACAGCAGAGGAGAAACAGCAAAUUAGAAGUGGAACAGCCUGCUACAGGCAGGCACAGGGACAGCAGAAAAAGGGGGUGGGAGGAAACAAACUAAAAAAGCAGAUAAGAGGAUUCAAAAUACCCAGUGGUCUGGGGCCACUUAGUGCAGGGACAGCCAGCCCUACUUACCUUUGUAGGUCUAAUGUAUUAUAAUCCAAAAAGAUUUUCUUUCCCACGAUAACCCUGAGCCGUCGAGAAAAGUGUUCUUUAUGACUUAUCUCCUUGGUUAAAGAAUAUGGGGACAUACAUAAGAAAGACAUUUUAGAAAUAUUGCCAUUGGAAAUGGUUGAAAUAAAAGGAUUUUUGGCUCUUAAA
Molecule: messenger RNA, 2337 nt
Organism: Vombatus ursinus (common wombat)
Lineage: Eukaryota; Metazoa; Chordata; Mammalia; Diprotodontia; Vombatidae
Gene: SPI1
Product: Spi-1 proto-oncogene
Exons: 6
Coding region: 131-1102 (323 amino acids)
Biological process (GO): regulation of transcription by RNA polymerase II; cell differentiation
Cellular component (GO): nucleus
Molecular function (GO): sequence-specific DNA binding; DNA-binding transcription factor activity, RNA polymerase II-specific
Source: RefSeq, a predicted model, not a curated record